AAUGGAAGAGAGGGAGAUUGGUGUUGCUUUUGGACCUGGUAUAAAACAAGAGUUUCAUGUUGGAUUGUGUAUUACUCUUGGCUAUGAUGACAUUCAUUUUAAUGCUGAAGCUUGUAAUCAUGAGAAUGGUGAGAAAUUUGAUAAGGAGGUGAACAGGAAGUAUGCUAAAGUCAUGGCAGCAAAGGCAUGGGAUAUUUCCUGUUGUUCUCCAUAA
Messenger RNA from Dimorphilus gyrociliatus, 214 nucleotides. The record is from the annotation of a GenBank genome assembly. NCBI's taxonomy places the organism in Eukaryota, Metazoa, Annelida, Polychaeta, Dinophilidae.